AUGGAUAUUGAUAUGAAUUCAACAGUAACUGUGGAUUCUUUAUUGAAUUCAUAUCCAUCAUUAAAACGAGUUCCUGAUAAAGAUCGCAUUAAAUGCAGUUGGACUCAACAUGAAAUGCCAGCUCGUGUUGAUGCCAUGGAAAAAUAUAUUCAAGGAAAAAAAUAUCAACAAUUAUUAAAGAAAAAAGUUGAUAGUGAUGAUUUGGAAAAAUAUAAAGAAUUCUUGGAACCAAGUACUAAAAAGAAUCAUGAGAAACAAUUAUUUUGCAAAUUAACAUGGCGUCAUCUAAAUAAAGAGCCACAUCACAUCAUGAAGCAUAUUGAAGGAAAAAAAUUUAAACGUGCUUAUGCUAAAUGGCAAGAAUGUCAAGUGAAUGGAAUAGAAUAUACUUCUGUUGGUAAAAAAAAGAAGAAACAACAAACAGUAGCCGAAGGUGAUGAUAAUGAUGAUUACGUGGAUUUAAGCGAUGAUGAAAUCGUUAUUGACGACGAUGACGAUGAUGAUCUAUCAGAUUUAUAUCCUGAUUUUCGUCGUUUACGUGCUAGUGAUGUAAAAGCGCGAACAGCUGCAGUAGAAAAUGAUGCUGAUGAUAAGAGUGGAACAAAAAGAAAAGCAGAAGCUUCACAAAUUAAAAAACCGAAAAAACUUGCAGCACCAAGUUCAAAACGUGUUCGAAAAUCAGAAGAGACAACGACUAAUGGUGAUGUUUUAGUUAAAUCAACAAAAACAAUGACUAUUACUAUCUAA
Molecule: messenger RNA, 747 nt
Organism: Rotaria socialis
Lineage: Eukaryota; Metazoa; Rotifera; Eurotatoria; Philodinida; Philodinidae
Source: the annotation of a GenBank genome assembly